This is a messenger RNA of Caenorhabditis angaria, 834 nucleotides long. The record is from the annotation of a GenBank genome assembly. Lineage: Eukaryota; Metazoa; Nematoda; Chromadorea; Rhabditida; Rhabditidae.
AUGUUAUUUUCAUUACUUGACGUCAUUGUUAGACCAAUCAUAUUUUCUCAUGGUUCGAUUGUAAUUAGCGUUUCAACGAACUUCUCACUUGCCAAGGAUUUUGGUGUAUUUUUGUUAUCAAUCUGGAGUGGAUUUUUUGGGAGUUUUCUGGGAUUUUUCGCACUCCAAUUUAUUUAUCGAUAUCUAGUAGCAUGCAAAUCGAAAACUCUUAAAACUUUCAAUGAUUCAAGAAUUAUUCUCUGGAUGAUAUUACCAGUGUUUGUCGGAUUGUUUUGGGGAUCUGUCACCUAUAAUUUCCUUCAACCUAAUCACACAAUCAAUCACGAUAUCAAGUCAAUAGUGAAAGAGGAAUUUAAUUGGGAUACCGAAGAAUUAGCUUACAUUGGUCCAAAUCUCUAUGAGUCUUCAGGAAAUGGUGAAAUCCAUGUUAAUGAGAAAAGUUUGAUUGCAAUUGUUAUUAUCUGGAGCUUUGUCAACAUUUCAAUUUUCACUGUUUCAUUUUUUGCAAUAAAAUGCUACUUGAGAAUUAAUUCGAAAUUCGGAGGUUCAACGAGCCUUAAUCAUCUUCAACAUCAAUUAUUCUAUGCACUGGUUACACAGACUUUAAUUCCUUUCAUUUUAAUGCAUCUUCCAGUCACCAUAUUACUUUGUUCGACAGUCUUCAAUCUCGAACUUGGUUGUUCUAGUUCUCUCGUAGCUGUCUCAAUAGCUUUUUUUCCUGCAUUAGAUCCUCUUCCUGUUAUGUUGAUAAUCAAAAAUUAUCGGAAUGCUGUUGCUAAUGCUGUUACAAUUCGUGCAUUCACGUUAUCAAGAAAACAACAACACUCUAACUGA